Molecule: messenger RNA, 423 nt
Organism: Alternaria viburni
Lineage: Eukaryota; Fungi; Ascomycota; Dothideomycetes; Pleosporales; Pleosporaceae
Exons: 2
Coding region: 1-423 (140 amino acids)
Source: RefSeq, a predicted model, not a curated record
AUGAAGACUCCCCAGCUCACUCUCAUCCCCCUCUUGGGCCUCUUCACCACCUCCACCUACGCCGACUUCAUCAUAGGAGAGCACGCCGGCUCUGAACUCGGCGGCACCUUCUCAACCCCCCAGCAACCUAACACCCAACCCCCAGGCAUCGCAGGCCAAGAAAACGGCUUCGGAACCGGCGACUUCUGCCCCGCCGGCACAUCCGCCGGCACAGGCAAACUGAACAACUGGAAGAACAACGAUUUCUGCGACUUAGGGAUCCCUGGUUGUCCCUCUACCAUGCGCAUUGUCAGGUCUGCGGGCAGUUUCGCUGGUGAUUGUGGCGCGGCGACGAAUGAUGCGGAUCGUGACCACUCGGUUGACUAUGGGGUGCUGAUUAAUACCGUCUCGUCCCCGAAUGCGGCGGUUGAAGCGCGCAGUUGA